AUGUUGCGGGUAUGUGAGAAACUCCGUGAGGCGGACGAGAAGGGCAGGAGGUACGGAGCCCGUGCGGAGACAGACUACCUCCGAGCCCUGGUGGACGCCAUGGCCGACACGGACAGGCUGGCAGAAGUGGAGCUGCUUAAAACUCUGGGCGACGUGAACUUGGAGAAGGGAAGACUCGGGAAGGACGUGGGGAAGUUCAACACAGCUUUGGCACUUUACAUUGCUGCUAUGGUGCGAUGUGAAAAUCGGCAACAGGCAGAUGGAAUAGAACACCGCUACUACUACGCAGAGAGGCUUUUAUCCUACCACAGGUACAUCCAUACCUCAGACUGUGACAUGAGAAAAGGAGACCUGGAUGCAGCAGAACAGAACCUAGCAGCCGCCCUAAAGCUUGUUCACGAUCCCAGUAAACCCAACAAGGUUAAAGAAGCCGAAUGUCUGUGCAGGUUGGGUGACGUCUACGUCGAGCGAGGUAAGCGGACAGGAGAAGGUAGGAAAUUCACACAGGCGGCAGCUCUGUAUAACGCCUCCAUGGCCAGAACAGAUGGAGACAAACAAAACAUGGUAACAAAAUUGCAAGAAACUGAAAGGCAGUUUCUUAGGAACACAUGUAACGUAGACUGUGAACCGUGUCCAUAUAGCAGUGCAUUAGAUCACAUAAAGGAACUGGACAACAUUCGCAACCGUGUAAAAUCUCAGCUUGAAACAAUUCAUCAGGAACACAACCCUUAUCAGUAUGAUGAAGACGAUCCUGUUGUGAGAGAGGUGGAGACCAAACGAGCUGAAGCAAUCAAGGUCUUGUUCAAGAGCAUCACAGUUGGAAGACAAGAGUUUAUCCAAGUACUGACAGAUGAAUGCAUCGCCAAACUCGGACCCCCUCCCUGUAAGUACGCUUUCGCCGGGUUGGGGUCACAGGCCACAGAACUGGUGACGCCGUACUCUGACCUGGAGUUUGCCAUUCUGAUUGAGGAGGGGAAGGAGGAUGAUGACACACGGAGGUACUUCCUAAAUCUCACACACUACUUACAUCUAAAAGUCAUCAACCUUGGGGAAACCAUCCUCCCAGCCAUGGCCAUCCUGUCACUCAACGACUUUCUCUCAGAAGACCCAGAGAAAGAUUGGUUCUUCGACUCCGUCACACCUCGUGGCUUUGCCUUCGACGGCUUCAUGCCAUGGGCUUCCAAGACUCCGUUUGGAAGAGAAGAAACCAAAAGCAAACCUCCUGUUAGUCUCAUCCAGACUCCUGCCAAGUUGGCCGAAUAUCAGCAUCUGCACAUCGCCCUGGCGGAAGGCUAUCACCUGUCAGACAUCCUCAGACGGGUGACCUACUUAACAGGAGAUGAGUCUUUGGUGAAUGAUUAUACAGACAGAGUCAACAAAAGCGUAAACCACUCCCCUGUGCUGUCACAGUUGUUAGCACUACUGAUAGUAAAGAAUGAUAAUCUAGAAAAACAAAAUAUUGAACCAACGGGACAGCUUCUGGAUGUCAAGAAAGAAAUAUACCGUUUUCCCAGCGUGGCCAUUGAUGUGUUGAGUAUUUACUGCGGUAUCACAAUCCCCAGUGUGUGGGGAAUAAUAGAAGAGUUACACAAGACACAGCGGAUCAGUCACGAAGAUGCCCACCACUUGACUGUACUGAUCAGCAUCUCAGCGGAGCUACGGUUAAGAACGUACAUUGCCAACGGAGGACAGAAGGACAGACUGUCUCCUCUCAAAGAGAUGAAAGUCCGAGGGGAACUACACAAACAUGACAUUGAUGACACUUCAGUUCAGUCAGUUUUCUACAUACCAGACUCUAAAAUGCUUUUCAGGUACUACUAUACUGCCAUCCCACUAAAAAGUUGUAUUGUGGAUACAGUUGCAAAGGACAUUGCAGCAACAAAGAUAUUCUCAGAGGCCAUCUUUGACACCUCAUCUCUAACAAAGGGCAGAAUAACACGACGGCUAUUGCAGUUAGAUGCAGCUAUGCGUCACUUGAAAGCAGGUCUGGAAGAGGCGGGCAGUGACAGGGAAAAACAGUUUGAAAUAUGUUUUGAAUUAGGCAAUGUCCUGAAAAAACACGGUGAGAGUGAGAGAGCAAUAAGCUACUACAAACAGGCAUUUAGUAUUGAUACCCCAAAAGACGACCAUGCGUCAUUACUGAACAAUAUUGGGGGAUGUUGGAGUGACCUUGGUGACCAGAGAAAAGCUAUCAGUUAUUAUGAGCAGUCACUGAAAAUGAAAAAGGCUAUCUGUGGUGAAACAAUGCCACAUCCUGUCAUUGUUAGAUCUCUUAACAACAUUGGUAAAUGUUGGAGUGAACUUGGUGAUCAGAAGAAAGCUAUCGGUUAUUACGAGCAGUCACUGAAGAUGAUGAAAGAUAUCUGUGGCGAAACAGCACAUCCCUACAUUGCUUUAUUACUAAACAACAUUGGUAAAUGUUGGAGACACCUUGGUGAUCAUUGGAAAGGUAUCAAUUAUUACAAACAGUCACUGAAGAUGAUGAAAGUUAUUUAUGGCAAAACAACAGCACAUCCCGACAUUGCUACAUCACUACACAACAUUGGAGCAUGUUGCAGUGAUAUUGGAGAUAAGACAAUAGCUAUCAGUUAUAAUGAGCAGUCACUAAAAAUGAGGAAAGUUAUCUAUGGUGAAACAACGCCACAUCCCGACAUUGCUUCAUCUUUAAAUAGCAUUGGGCACUGUUGGAGUGACCUUGGCGAUCAGAGGAAAGCGAUCAAUUAUUAUGAACAGUCACUGAAGAUGACAAAAGCUAUCUAUGGAGAAACAACGCCACAUCCCGACAUUGCUUCAUUACUAAACAACAUUGGGGCAUGUUGGGGGGCCCUUGGCGAUCAGAGGAAAGCUAUCAACUAUACCAAACAGUCAUUGAAGAUGGGGAAAGCUAUCUAUGGAGAAACAACACCACAUCCCGGCAUUGCAUCAACACUAAACAACAUUGGGAACUGUUGGAGGGCCCUUGGCGAUCAGAGGAAAGCUAUCAGUUAUUACGAACAGUCACUGAAGAUGGCAAAAGCAAUCUAUGGAGAAACAACACCACAUCCUGACAUUGUGUCAUUACUGAACACAAUUGGGAACUGUUGGAGGGCCCUUGGUGAUCAAAGAAAAGCUAUCAGUUAUUACGAACAGUCACUGAAGAUGGGGAAAGCUAUCUAUGGCGAAACAACACCACAUCCCGACUUUGCGUCAUUACUUAGCAUCAUUGGGUUAUGUUGGAGUGAGCUUGGUGAUCAUAUGAAAGCUAACAGUUAUCGUGUACAGUCACUGAAAAUGUGUAAUGCUAUUGAUGGCGAAAAAAUGCCACAUCGUGACAAUGCUUUAUUACUAAACAACAAUGGCAAAUAUUGCAGUGACCAUGGUGAUCACAGGAAAGCUAUCAGUUAUUUUGAACAGUCACUGAAGAUCAGGACAGCUAUGUAUGGUGAGACAACGCCACACCCCGACAUCGCUUCAACACUAAACAACAUUGCGACUUGUUGGAGUGAACUUGGUGAUGAGUGGAAAGCUAUCAGUUAUUACGAACAGUCACUGAAGAUGAUGGAAGCAAUUUAUGGCAAAACAACGCCACUUCCCUACAUUGCUUCAACACUAAACAACAUUGCGACCUGUUGGAGUGAACUUGGUGAUCAGAGGAAAGCUAUUGGUUAUUACGAACAGUCACUGAAGAUGAUGAAAGAUAUCUAUGGGGACAAAACAGCACAUCCACAUAUUGCAAUGGUGCUGAAGAACAUUCGAACCCUGUACGAUUCAACUUCAAGUUAAGUUGUCAGUUAUCUAUCAAAAAUCAGCACCUAAAAUUAGCUUACUUUGGAGACACUAAAAUUAAGUCCCCAUAUAAUAACAUUAUUCAGUUUAUGGAUGAAAUAUUGAAUAAGGCACAAUGUAUGACAAACUGCUUUACGCAAGAAUAAUUUGAGGAAACUGAUAUUGACUACAAAAGACUACAUUUUGUACCAUCAUACACUGUAGUAUGAGAGGAGACCAUGAAUUUGUACAUGUGGUCUAUGGUUGAAUUUGAAACAAUUUGACACUUUCCUAACAUUUAUGAAUGAAGCUUUAUUAAAGGAGUCCUGGACAAAUACAGUAAUUUCAGUUUUGGUGUCUUUUAACCCAAAAUCCUAUUUGUAAAAGGUGAUUCAUUGGUUUCUACCAGUCCCACACGUAGGGGUGAUAUUUGACCCCAUCCAUGUUCACAUUUGAUGACUGCCUAUUCCACCAGGAGGCUGUGGUGACGUAAUGGGUCAUUUAUCUUAUAUAAGGUCAAAGGACACAUAAAAAUUGUUGGUAUAUUUAUCAUUCAUAGUAUAAUCAUGCUCAUUAUUUUGCUAAUCU
Molecule: messenger RNA, 4332 nt
Organism: Branchiostoma belcheri (Belcher's lancelet)
Lineage: Eukaryota; Metazoa; Chordata; Leptocardii; Amphioxiformes; Branchiostomatidae
Exons: 3
Coding region: 1-3762 (1253 amino acids)
Molecular function (GO): protein binding; [protein-PII] uridylyltransferase activity
Source: RefSeq, a predicted model, not a curated record